Messenger RNA from Suillus paluster, 1244 nucleotides. RefSeq lists its product as uncharacterized. The record is from RefSeq and is a predicted model, not a curated record. The coding region runs from base 251 to 883 and encodes 210 amino acids. The transcript has 5 exons. Lineage: Eukaryota; Fungi; Basidiomycota; Agaricomycetes; Boletales; Suillaceae.
UAUGACAGUCCCACCAUACGUGCCGCCGUUAGGGCCAUACCACGUCACUUAGACUGAUGACCAGCCCGUCGAUACUGCCUCAUAGACGAGCUGGUCACUAGUAUACAGGUCACUGGGAGGUGUGUAAAAGGAAGAUCAAGCACGCGGUACGAACACUGGCCAAGUGUCACAAGAAAAUUGAAAAUUCAUCGGGAAACCUAUAGGUGAUCGGUUUUAAAGUGCACUGAUCCCCAAAGCUUUACCCACAAUUAUGUCUAUCCCAACCACUGAAAUCAUCAUCUUCGGGGCAUCAGAGGCGCUUCGCAAUGACAAGUCGAUUUUACUCCCUGCGUUGGACCUACUUUCACAGGUUGAUGGUGUCCAGAUGCCUGCCUACAUCGGAUUGCAGAUCGAGGACCCAGCUAUAGGCUACGUAUUCCUCAACUGGGAUAGCCGAGAGCACCACGAGGCUGCGAUGGCGGCCCCCUCGCAUGGCCCUCUGCGUGAAUUGCUGAAACCCGCCUUCACGAGCCCGGGGAAGAAGUACCAUGUGAUCUUUAACAGCGACCAUCCCAUCCAAGUCGUACUUCAGCAGCCUGUCACGGAGGUCCUCCUCGUUACGCUCAAAGACCCCAGUUAUCGCGCAGAGGUGUCUGACCUCUUCAUUAAGUUCAAGGAGUCCGCUAAGAAGAUGCUCAUGUUUGGGCCUACGCUGGAGGAUGAGAAUCUGAUGUUUCUUGUUAUCGGUUGGGAGAGCGUUGAGGCUCAUUUGGAGGCGGUCACUCGUCCUGAGCUGCAAGCUCCGAUGGAACGCCUAAGAACUCUAGUCAACCGGGAACAUGUGUCCCACACCACCUUGACCCCCUUACCAAUGAAAGGAGCGGUUGAUAGUGAAGGCUACUGAGGUUGCAUACCACGCAAAAAAAAAUGUAUAUUAUAAGCUCCUGCAUCAGAGACUUUAGUCAUUCAAGCUGCUAAGAAGGUCCAAUAAGAAUACCUGUUGCGCUCAUCUGGCUUCGCUAUCAAUGCUUGCCAUGCCUUGCUCAGACACGCCUACGGAAGGCGAUCAUGACGCUAGCCAAAUUCACUUUGAACUAAAGGGAUGUAGGAAGGGGAGGGUGUCUCACUUCUUGCCGAGGCGGAGGCACCGAAUUAUAGACCACAAUGUGGAGGGGCUGAAAACUCCAAUAGUGAGACACUAGCGGGAUCAUUGGAGGAACAACCCAGAUGAAGGGAGAUUUGCAUACAAGUUGGUUCCAUCUGGA